AUGACAACAGAACUGAUUCCACAUUUUUUGGAAGAUCCUACUUUUGUUUUUGAAAAUAGGCUUCCAACCAGAGCUUAUACUUAUGACCCCGAAAUCUUUCAGUCCUUGAAUGGCGAGUGGUCCUUCAAAUUGUUCGAGUCCCCCGUUUUAUCUCCUAACUUGAGAACGCUAAGACCUUCUGACUUUGAUGCUUGGAGUUCAAUUAAGGUUCCUUCUCAUUGGCAGUUGCAGAAUAAUGGAAAAUAUGGAUACCCUUACUACACAAAUGUACAGUUUCCUUUUCAAAUUGAUAUUCCAAAUCCUCCAACACUAAACCCAACCGGUGUCUACUCGAGACAGUUCUAUAUUUCCAACCCUAAAGAAUCUAAUUACAGAAUUAGAUUUGAGGGUGUUGAUAAUAGCUAUGAGGUUUAUAUGAAUCAGAAGUACGUUGGAUUCAACAAGGGUUCUCGUAAUGGAGCUGAAUUUGAUGUUCAGAGGUUUUUGGUUCAGGGCCAAAACUUAAUCUCCGUGAAAGUCUUCCAAUGGUCAGACUCUUCUUACAUGGAAGACCAGGAUCAAUGGUGGCUCUCGGGUAUUUUUAGGGAUGUUUCAUUGCUAACCUUACCCCGGGCUGCACAUAUUGAGAACUAUAAGGUGGAUCCAAGAUUUUUCGACUCCAAUUACAAGGAUGCCAGAUUGCUUCUAGAUCUAAAUAUUGUUGGUACCGACUAUGAAUUUAUAAAGUUUACUUUGUUUGACUUUGAAGAUCCUCACAAGAGUAUUGAUACUGAAGCAUUGUUAAACGACUUUGACAAGCCAACCACCCCAGCAAUUAAGUCUGUUGAAUUUGGCAAGGAAGAUGCACAGAGCACCUUAAAGAUUCCAAUUGGUUCACCAAAGCAUUGGACUGCAGAGGACCCUUACUUGUAUAAAUAUGCUUUGCAGUUGAUUGGAACAAAUGGAGCUCCAGUUCAUACAGUAAACAAUCACAUUGGAUUCAGACAGGUUGAACUAUUAGAUGGUAACAUUAAGGUUAAUGGCAGGACAAUCUUAUUUAGAGGUGUUAACAGGCACGAGCAUCACCCUAGAUGUGGUAGGGCAGUUCCUUUAGAGUUUGUCAUCAGGGACUUGGCACUCAUGAAAUCCCACAACAUUAAUGCUGUUCGUACAUCGCAUUACCCAAACCAUCCAAGAGUGUACAACUUUUUUGACAAGCUAGGUUUUUGGGUUAUCGAUGAGGCUGAUUUGGAAACUCAUGGUGUUCAAGAACCUUACAACAGAUACAAAGAUAUCAUCACAGAGAAUAGUGAUACCAAAAUUCUUCAUCAUGAUGUCAGUGUUCGUUAUGUGUCUAGCAAUCCAGACUACAAGAUAGCAUAUUUGGAUCGGGCCUCACAAUUAGUGUUACGUGAUAUAAACCAUCCAUCUGUGAUUAUUUGGUCACUUGGUAAUGAAUCUGGCUAUGGUACUAACCAUAAGUUGAUGUAUCAGUUAAUCAAAAAGCUGGAUUCUUCCAGACUUGUUCACUACGAGGGUGAUGUCAACGCUGAAACUACUGACAUGUACAGUUUCAUGUAUCCAUCUUUGAAUAAAAUGGAGAAAUGGAGAAAACAUCGUACUGACAGCAACGGAAAGUUUGAUAAGCCAUUAAUUUUGUGCGAAUAUAGCCAUGCUAUGGGUAAUGGACCGGGUAGUUUAAAGGAGUAUCAGGAUUUGUUCUACACUUAUAAAUUCUAUCAAGGAGGCUUCAUUUGGGAAUGGGCUAAUCAUGGCAUUGAAUUUCAAACAAUCAGUAAAAGUGACGGAAAGCUUCACAAAGCCUACGCAUAUGGUGGUGACUUUAAUGAAGAAAUUAAUGAUGGCGUUUUUAUUAUGGAUGGUUUGUUGAACUCUGAGCACAAUCCAACCCCAGGUGUGGUUGAGUUGAAAAAAGUAUUGGAGCCUGUUGUCAUUGAUGUGAGUUCCUCUAAAGUUAAAAUAACUAAUAGGUAUGACUUUUCUACCACUGAUCAUUUAAAGUUCUUGGAUGUCGACAAUGAUAAGUUUUUGGAAGUUCCAUCAUUAAAACCAAAUGAAACUGUCACAUUGGAGGUCACAACUAAAAAUGUCUCGGCAGUAUUGAACAGGGAUUAUGGUGUUCUGAAGGCUGGUUUUGAAGUUGCAUGGGGCCAAUCCGAGCCAGAGUUGCAGGCUAUAGAUACCUCUCCGAAGACUAUUGAGAAUGAAGUUGCUAUUGAAGAGACUACACGACUAGUGAGGGUCACUUCCAAAAGCGUUUUCCUUGAGUUCAACAAGCUUCUUGGAAAGAUCGAACAUUUAAAAAUUGGAAAUAGAACUAUGAGUACUAAAUAUGAUGGCUCUUCAAUUACAUUUUGGAGACCACCAACAAACAACGACAAUGCAAAGGAUGCUCCGAACUGGAAGAAGUUCAACAUGAACUUAGUCAAACAAAAUGUUCGUGAAGUCAUUGUAAAAAAGGGCACAGGCGAGUAUUUGGCGAAGGUGAUUGUCAAGUCUCGGGUUGGUCCGCCUGUUUUCUAUUACGGAUUUGAUGUCAUUCAAGAAUACAUUAUCUUCCCGAACAGGCUAACUUUACACACUACUUUGAAGUUAACUGGUGAUUACCAGCCAAAGGAUAUUCCUAGGAUUGGUUAUGAAUUCUGGCUAGGUGAUAAUUAUGAUUCUUAUGAGUGGUCUGGUCGUGGACCUGGCGAAUCUUAUCCAGACAAAAAGCUAUCACAAAGGUUUGGCACUUUCAACUCUAAUGAGGUGGAAGACUUUGUUUAUGACUAUCCUCAAGAGAACGGCAACCAUACCGACACUCACUAUUUGAAGAUCAAAUACAAAAAUGCAGACAAGCUGGUGAUUUCUGAGAAAAACAAAACUUUUAACUUCAAAGUCAGCGACGAAUACGGCGUUGAUGAAGCUGAUCAUCCAUGUGAUGUUAAACAUUAUGACCAGUACUAUGUUAGAUUGGAUCAUGCUAUUCAUGGUGUUGGUUCCGAGGCAUGUGGACCUCCUGUUCUUGACAAGUACAGACUCAAUAUUCAAAACUUUGAUUUCACAUUUGAUUUCGGCUUUGAUUAG
Brettanomyces nanus is the source of this 3069-nucleotide messenger RNA. RefSeq names its product Beta-galactosidase (Lactase). The transcript has a single exon. Gene Ontology annotation, biological process: lactose catabolic process. Gene Ontology annotation, molecular function: carbohydrate binding; beta-galactosidase activity. NCBI's taxonomy places the organism in Eukaryota, Fungi, Ascomycota, Pichiomycetes, Pichiales, Pichiaceae. The record is from RefSeq and is a predicted model, not a curated record. Gene Ontology annotation, cellular component: beta-galactosidase complex. Bases 1 to 3069 code for a protein of 1022 amino acids.